Molecule: messenger RNA, 1320 nt
Organism: Lachancea dasiensis
Lineage: Eukaryota; Fungi; Ascomycota; Saccharomycetes; Saccharomycetales; Saccharomycetaceae
Source: the annotation of a GenBank genome assembly
AUGGUCGAACUUGAAAGUCUGUUUUCGUUCCAGAUCUUUUUCAUCUUUUUGCGAGAGUCACUGGAGAUCAUCGUCAUUGUGUCUAUCCUGCUGACGGUGGUCAAACAGGCGCUGCUCUCGAAUGAGGACUGCGGUGGGAAUCAGAACGUGUCUCCAGAGCAGCCGGAUGAAGCCGCGAGGCUCACCGUGGAGGAAGAAGAGCUGCUGGACUACGCGCAUUCCAACGUCUCGUCCAGCGGCAGGAUGUCUGCGUCCGAGAUCGACAACAAGCAGUUGUACAAGAAACUGAAGCUGCAGGUGCUCUCUGGCGGUGCUUUGGGACUUCUGUGCUGUCUCUUGGUUGGGGGCGCCUUCAUUGUGGCCUUCUAUAUCAUCGGCACGGAUCUGUGGUCUGCCAGCGAACACUAUUACGAAGGUGUGUUGAGCACCGUGGCGUCUGUGAUCAUAUCCGUGAUGGGGCUCUUCUUCCUGAGGAUGGGCAAACUCCGCGAGAAGUUCAGGGUCAAGCUGGCCACCAUCAUCUAUUCCGAUCGCGGCAAGAUUCUGCAGGACAACGGGGCCAAAGCGGUCAAAUUCAGCGAGAAAUAUGCGUUGUUCAUAUUGCCCUUUGUGACGGCGCUUCGCGAGGGCCUGGAGGCUGUCGUUUUCGUUGGCGGCGUGGGGAUCGAUCAGCCCCUCUCCUCCAUCCCACUUUCGAUGCUAGCGGCCACUCUUGUGAGCUCGGUAUUUGGCUAUUUCUUCUUCAAAUCGUCCAAAUCUUUCUCUUUGCAGAUAAGCUUGGUCGUGACAACGUGUUUUCUCUACUUGAUUGCCGCAGGCUUGUUUUCCAAAGGCAUUUGGCAAUUCGAGGUCCAACGGUACGUGAAUUUGUGCAAUGGCCAGGACAUGAGCGAGGUGGGCAAUGGACCCGGUUCGUAUGAUAUAAGCAGGUCCAUAUGGCACGUCAACUGCUGUAACGGUGAGAGAGAUGGAUUGUGGAUGAUAUUCACAGCGAUUUUCGGUUGGACCAACAGUGCUACUUAUAGUUCAGUGGUUGCGUACAAUUUGUACUGGCUGGUUAUUAUCGGUGCCAUCAAAACUUUGCUGAUCGAAGAAAAAGUUGGCUACAUCCCAUUUGUACCACUUCGACUCCAGAAACGUCGUAUCCAAAAGAGAGUUCACGCUGCCAAAAAAGCUCUUGAUCUCAAGCACUUGACCCCAUUUGCCUCUUCAACGCCCGUUCCAUUUGAUGACUCAAAUCGCAGAACUUCCAAAGAUAGUCAAAAUAGUACUUCACCACUCAUACAGAAUGCUGUAUCCGGCAAGACUUCGCAUACGUAA